AUGUGGAAGAAAGAGCUGUGGCCUGACACUAUGAGCUUCGCCCUCGUGCACUGUGUUAUUGUGUACAAAUAUAUAAACUUAAAGAAGACCUGGGAUGAUGCUCGUGAGUACUGCAGGGAGCGCCACAAGGACCUGGCGAAGUUGGAAAACACAGAAGAAGUGAAGAAGUUACAGAUUCCCUCUGGAAACACCGCCUGGAUCGGACUGUUUGAUGACCCCGCCUCCUGGAAGCAGAUGACCUCUGAGUCCAACUCCUGGAGAUGGUCUUCCACUGGGACCACCAGCCCGGGACAGUACCAGAACUGGAACAAUGUCCAACCAUCAGGCCUUAAAGAGUACUUCCGGAUCACUUCCCUAAAGUCCUGGUCCGACUCUCAGUCCUACUGCAGACAGAACUAUCAGGACCUGGCCACGAUCCAGACCUCUGCAGAAACCCAGGCAGUGAAGGAUCUUCUCCCCUCCUCAUCAUCCAUAGUCUGGAUUGGUCUGUACCGGGUCUCCUGGAGGUGGUCCGACGGCAGCCCCAGUGCCUUCAGGAGUUGGUCAACAGGGGAGCCAGGCAAUUCAGGAGGAUCAGAGCACUGUGGUUCUCAGUCGCAGUCCUAUGUUUGGAGUGACGCCCCCUGUCACUUUAAAUACAAGUUUGUCUGCCACGAAGUUGCUGAGAUGAGACCCCCAGCUCUUCCUCCUUCACUGCCCACGGCCUCCUCAGGUUUGAGGGUUCGCUCCUGGUGUUUCCGGCUCUUGGUAUUUCGUCAGGUGUGGCUUUGGUGGUCAGAUUCUGACCCCCUGAACAAUUUAGUGGUGGAUGACAGCUGUAAAUAA
This is a messenger RNA of Knipowitschia caucasica, 825 nucleotides long. The record is from the annotation of a GenBank genome assembly. Lineage: Eukaryota; Metazoa; Chordata; Actinopteri; Gobiiformes; Gobiidae.